Messenger RNA from Cricetulus griseus (Chinese hamster), 3174 nucleotides. Lineage: Eukaryota; Metazoa; Chordata; Mammalia; Rodentia; Cricetidae. The record is from RefSeq and is a predicted model, not a curated record.
GCCUGUUAUCCGCAGCGUGAUUGAUUUUUUUUUCCUUCCUUUUCUUCUAAACUUCUUCCAGGGAGAGGCUAGUGGUAACAGGCCGAGCUGGAUGGAUGGGUAUGGGGAGAGGGGCAGGACGUUCAGCCCUGGGAUUGUGGCCGACCCUCGCCUUCCUUCUCUGCAGCUUCCCCGCAGCCAUCACCCCCUGCAAGAUUCUCAAGUGCAACUCUGAGUUCUGGAGUGCCACAUCAGGCAGCCACGCCCCUGCCUCUGACGACGUGCCGGAGUUCUGUGCAGCCCUGCGUACUUACGCCCUGUGCACACGGCGGACAGCCCGCACCUGCCGGGGCGACCUGGCUUACCACUCAGCUGUCCAUGGCAUAGAGGACCUCAUGAGCCAGCACAACUGCUCCAAGGAUGGCCCCACCUCACAGCCACGCCUACGCACGCUCCCACCAGCUGGGGACAGCCAGGAGCGCUCGGAUAGCCCCGAGAUCUGCCACUAUGAGAAGAGUUUCCACAAACACUCAGCUGCCCCCAACUACACUCACUGCGGCCUCUUCGGGGACCCACACCUCAGGACUUUCACAGACCACUUCCAGACAUGCAAGGUACAAGGUGCCUGGCCGCUCAUCGACAAUAAUUACCUGAACGUGCAAGUCACCAACACACCUGUGCUGCCUGGCUCUGCCGCCACCGCCACCAGCAAGCUCACUAUUAUCUUCAAGAACUUCCAAGAGUGUGUGGACCAGAAAGUGUACCAAGCGGAGAUGGAUGAGCUUCCGUCUGCUUUUGCGGAUGGCUCCAAGAAUGGUGGGGAUAAACAUGGGGCCAACAGUCUGAAGAUCACAGAGAAAGUGUCAGGCCAGCAUGUGGAGAUCCAGGCCAAGUACAUCGGCACCACUAUCGUGGUACGCCAGGUGGGCCGCUACCUGACCUUUGCCGUCAGAAUGCCCGAGGAAGUGGUCAACGCUGUGGAGGACCGUGAUAGCCAAGGCCUCUACCUCUGCCUGCGGGGCUGCCCCCUCAACCAGCAGAUCGACUUCCAGGCUUUCCGUGCCAACGCCGAAAGCCCUCGUAGGCCGGCAGCUGUCAGCCCCUCUCCUGUGGUCCCUGAGACAUUCCCGUAUGAGACCGCUGUGGCCAAGUGCAAGGAGAAGCUGCCUGUAGAAGACCUGUACUACCAGGCCUGUGUCUUCGACCUCCUCACAACUGGUGAUGUGAACUUCACACUGGCUGCCUACUAUGCCUUGGAGGAUGGCAAGAUGCUCCACUCCAACAAGGACAAGCUGCACCUGUUUGAAAGGACUCGGGAACUGCCAGGUGCUGUGGCUGCAGCAGCAUUUCCCUUGGCCCCCCAGGUGCUCCUCGGCACCUUCACACUUCUGGCCCUGCUGCCUAUGUUGUGGUAGACAUUUGGCCACAUAAGAGGGAAGUACAGAUGGUGCCUGGAGCCUAGGGCUCUUGUCCCUGCCUUCUCCUUUGUCUGAGGGCCCAAGUCAGUGGCAGGAUGCAGCCCAGCAGGCGGGCUCCCUGUGACCCAGUGUUCUCUGCACCAUUUGGCAGCAGAGGUGGCCUCUGGAUGAUGGCCAGUACCGAGCCACCCUCGUAUGCUUUGGCUGGGGGGCUCAGGGCCUGAGACAGCUCUCCUCUCUCUCUCUUAGUGCACGCGACAAGGUUGUGGUGAUUGGUGCUGUGUUUUUGUGACAGUAGAGUUGUGUGAGAGGGAGAGCAGCUCUUCCACCCUGACCCCACCGUGUGAAUGUGCAAACCAGAGCCCCAUAAGCUGAAGUCCCAUCCCCAUUACCAGAGAGACACUGGGAAAGUUGGCUCCUUCCGCAUCCUCACAAUGCACUGAGAUAGGCCCGGCUGACUGCUGCACACCUACUCUGGGGCCUCCUGUGCCCUCCUACAUACGCGCGCGCGCACGCGUACACACUGUUACACAAGCACACUCGCACACACUAAGCCCAUGGGGACACCCCAAGCCACCAUGUCAGUGGGGCUGAAGCAUCUACACAGUUCUUUCCCUAGGCAGGGCCUCCUUAGCAAUACGACAUCCCUAGAGAGCCCUCGCUCAGCAUCUUUAACAGAUGGAUGGAACCGUGUGGCCAAUAGGCUGUGCCCUCCUGGUACCUUUCCACCCCGUGCUACACAGAGACUGCCCUGUACAUCCCAGCUACCGUGGAUAUGAGUUUGAGGUGCCAUUCCCAGGCACCUGCCUGCAGAGCCCCACAGUUGGAGGGAAGAUGUGUUUUGGCCUGAGGUCUUAGAAGUGCCACUCAUGGGCUCGGAUCCCCAUCUCUGGCUCCACCCUCUGCCCUUCCUCCAUUGCACUUAAGAAAUCUAAGUGCUUGGUUCUGAAUGUUUCAACAGAGAAUUGAUCCUCCGGUUCCUGCUAUCUCUCCCCCCACACCCCCAGCAAGUGUAAGAGCCCCUCAGCAGGGGCCCUGGGGCCUCAGGGCAUGAGCAGCAGAUCCAGUGGAUAGGGCCAGCUGGCCUGCCCUGUCCUCUGCUCUCCUCACCUGCCUCCUAGACUUCCCUAACUGCUGGUCAGCGGCUCCACUUCCCACCCCAGCCCUCUUGCCUGGAUUUCUUGGUGGGGAGAGUAGUGUCUGAGGCCUUCCAGAACCUUGUACCCUGGCAGAGUCUCUUCCCAUUAGUGCUUUCUUUAAACUCUCUGGCCAGGGGCCUGCCAUUGGGAGCCCAGAGCUAUUCCCAUCUCUGCUGCUGUUCCAGAGGUCCCCAAGGGACCAGCAUGGUGGUGCAGCUGGCCCCAUGGGCCACUCAGCCAGUGGCCCUGCAUCCCACCCUAGCCCCACUUAAUGUUUGCAGCACAGCCCUCUGCUGCUCCCCAGGGACCUCUCAUACACUGGCCAGGAGGCUGCAGAACCUGCCUCUCCCUCCCAGAGGUCCUGACCCCUGCCAAAACCACAUGGGUAGCUGGGAGGGGUCAGCCCAGCCCCCUCCUCCUCCCUGCUGGUUUUUUAGCUAUCCCUAUGUUGGAAGUAAAAAGUUGAAGCACUUUAUUUUGGUUGUGUUUGAUCACAGUUCUGCUUGGAAGUGGGGACCCCUCACUGUGUCCACCUGUCUGCGACCUGUGUGGAGUGUCACUGCGUGUACAUACUGUAAAUUAUUUAUUAAUGGCUAAAUGCAAGUAAAGUUUGUUUUGUUUUGUUAUUUCUUUUUGGA